AUGGCUUCGAGAUUAGGAAUGAGUUGGGGUUUCUUGAGAGAGUUAGGGGAAGCGAGUAUUGGGACUUCCAGAACCGGCAUAUCAGCGUCGACAUUUCUCGGCCGUGGCGUCGCUCUCUGUGCGGUCCUUUUCCGGCGCCAGUUUUGGCGUCUGCGGGCGCGCAUGUACGCCGCCGUGUCGAGUGUCCGCUGCGACAAACUGCCCACGGUAGCUUCCUGGCUCCACCUCAGGAACAACCAUGGCGUCCUGCUCACAGUCGCGCUCUCCUACAUGAUUCUGAUGAAGCUCUCGGGCUCGCGAUCGCGUGUGGCGCUGGUGUGGCGACGUCGGCUGUGCAACAGCACCAUGCGGUACGCGGCAACGUAUGAUGAGUGGGUGCAUUCGGCCAGGAAGCUCGACGAAAUGUCCGAGCAUGUCCAAGAGGCAGAUUUGUACGACGAGGAGCUGAUCAGGAGCAGGCUUAAGGAGCUACGUAGACGGAGGAAGGAGGGGACUCUCUGGGAUAUGAUGUUCUAUAUACGCGGCGAUCUCUUCAGGAACUUCGGGAACAUGUGCAAUCCUGAGCUUCACAAGGGCAGGCUUGAGGUGCCAAGGCUUAUGAAAGAUUUUAUUGACGAGGUCUCCACUCAACUAAGAAUGGUGUGUGAGUCCGAGACGGAUGAGUUAGUUUUCGAAGAGAAGCUUGCCUUUGUUCGCGAAAGCAGGCACGCCUUUGGGAGAACAGCACUACUCUUAAGUGGGGGUGCCUCAUUGGGCUCUUUCCAUAUGGGCGUAGUAAGAACUUUAGUUGAGAAUAAGCUACUACCCCAAAUAAUCGCAGGAUCUAGCGUUGGUUCGAUUAUAUGUUCGAUUGUUGCUACCAGAACAUGGACAGAAUUAGAGAGCUUCUUCGGAGACUCGUCACAGACCUUAAAUGUCUUUGACAAGAGAGAUGGUAUUAUUGCAAUGACGAAACGGGUUAUGACUUGUGGUGCACUGUAUGACAUCAGCAAGCUGCAGAAGCUUUUGAGAGAUCUCACAAGUAACUUAACUUUUCAAGAAGCUUAUGACAGGACUGGCCGUAUCCUUGGGGUUACUGUCUGCUCGGCUAGGAAACAUGAGCCACCGCGUUGCCUCAACUACCUGACGUCACCACAUGUUGUUAUUUGGAGUGCUGUAACUGCAUCUUGUGCAUUCCCUUGCCUGUUUGAAGCUCAGGAAUUGAUGGCAAAGGAUAGAUUUGGCCAUAUAGUUCCCUUCCACACGCCUUUUUCCAUAGAUGCAGAACAUGGUCCUGGAGCAUCAAAGCGUUGGUGGAGGGACGGAAGUUUGGAAAUGGAUUUGCCAAUGAUGCAAUUGAAGGAGUUAUUCAACGUGAAUCAUUUCAUAGUUAGCCAAACAAAUCCUCAUGUAUCUCCAUUCCUCCGAAUGAAGGAGAUCAUCCGAGCUUAUGGAGGUCGCUUGGCCGGAAAGCUCGCUCAUCUUGCUGAAAUGGAGGUGAAGUAUCGAUGUAACCAAGUUCUAGAACUUGGCCUCCCACUGGGAGGAGUUGCCAAGUUCUUUGCUCAGGAUUGGGAAGGUGAUGUCACCAUUGUUAUGCCAGCAACAAUAGCUCAGUAUUUGAAGAUUAUACAAAAUCCUACCAAAGCAGAAUUUCAAAUGGCCGCCAAUCUGGGUCGUAGGUGCACAUGGGAGAAACUAUCGGGGAUAAGAGCGAACUGUGCAAUUGAACUUGCGUUGGAUGAGUCUUGUGCUGUUCUCAACAAAAAACUAAUUCAAAGAAGAAAAACUGCAACCACACAAGCUUCUACUAACAACAAUGCUCAAUUAAGAACAUCAAGGAGGGUACCAACGUGGAGCUACAUCAUCCAAGGGGAUUCUUUAGGGACUCCUUCAUGUAGUCACGUAGGUACUAGGCAGAUUGAUGGCCGACCAAAUAAGCCUCACCAUGUUCCUUGCAACUGA
Messenger RNA from Lolium perenne, 1944 nucleotides. RefSeq names its product triacylglycerol lipase SDP1-like. Gene Ontology annotation, biological process: lipid metabolic process. NCBI's taxonomy places the organism in Eukaryota, Viridiplantae, Streptophyta, Magnoliopsida, Poales, Poaceae. The record is from RefSeq and is a predicted model, not a curated record. Gene Ontology annotation, molecular function: triacylglycerol lipase activity.